AUGCUGGGGCUCGGCUCCCUGGCGCUGCUGCUGCCCGUCCUGCUGGGCUGCAGCCACCCCGUCCCCGGCAAGAAGAGCUUUCACAAGCUGCUGCUGAUCUCCUUCGACGGCUUCCGCUGGGACUACGACCAGGAUGUGGACACCCCCAACAUGGACAGCCUGGCCAAAGACAGAUUCCAGGGGACCGUCUUUCACGAGGUUGCCUUCAAGCUGUCAGCUGGGCUGCCGUCAUCUGGGGGCUCAAGUCGCUGGAUUGAAGAUCAUGGAGUCAUUCACAACAUGAUGUUCAACACAGAGACGCUCUGGAAGCACACCUACAAGGCCACCCAGAACAAGUCUGAGUGGUGGGACAAACGGGUCCUCCCCCUCUGGAUCACAGCCCAGAGGCAGGGGAGGAAAACAGCAUCAUUCCACUACCCCGGGGGAGGUGCCAAGUAUAAAGGUGAGGCCGUCCAGAGCUCCCUGGUGGAGUCCUACACACACCCAGAUAGCAACGAGACGGAGUGGAGAGAGAACAUCGACAUCGUCAUGGAUUGGUUCACCAAGGAGGACUUUGACUUCGUGACUCUGUACCAUGGAGAGCCGGAUAAGGUGGGGCACAGAGUCGGGCCUGAGACAGAGAACAGGAGGGUGAUCAUUCGGCAAAUCGACAGAACCAUCAGGUACCUGGUGGACGCCAUCAAGAGGCAUGGCUUGGCGAAUCACCUUAACAUCAUCAUCACAUCAGACCAUGGCAUGACCACAGUCAAGAAGCAGCCCAAUGUCACUGAGAUCCUCUUGUCAAACUACAUCAGUUUCAGGAACCUAGUCAAGUUUGACAUUGAGGACUAUGGCAGCUUUGGGAUGAUCCUCCCCAAACCGGGGCAAGAGGAAGCCAUUUACCAAGCGUUAAAGAAUGCACAUCCUCACCUCAACGUCUACAAAAAGGAGGAAUUUCCAGAACGUUUUCAUUUUGCUAAACAUGAGCGGGUCCUGCCAAUUGUGAUAUAUGGUGACUCUGGUUACAACAUCAAUGGGCGAUUUAUAAUAUAUUUCAACAAAGGGGAUCAUGGCUUUGAUAAUGCCAACAUGGACAUGAAGACCAUAUUCAGAGCUUUUGGACCAGAUUUCAAGAAGAAUCACCUGGCCGAGCCUUUUGACAGCAUCCACAUCUACCCACUGAUGUGUAAGCUCCUGGGACUGACCCCCGAACCCCACAACGGCUCUCUGGCAGUCACCCAGGAAAUGCUCCUGGACUCUUCUGACCAACAGUCCAGACCCUCCAGGAGGUUCAGAAGAAUCGAGAAUGACCACGCGGCACCGUGGCCUGACCCCACGCCCCGCGAGAGCCUCGCCACCCCGCCCACGUCCCCCAUAGCCCCGCCCCGAGCCCCGUCCCAAACCCCGUCUCCCAGGCCCGAGCAGCAUCCCAGUGGGCCCGUGGGCCCGCCCCCGAGCCCAGCCAAGAGCCCCCUGACUCCCAGGUACCGCCUCCCGGGCCCCGCCUCCAGGAUCCCCGCCCCAAGCACCGCCUCCCAGAGCUCGCGCAUCACCUCGGCUCCGCCCUAA
Molecule: messenger RNA, 1548 nt
Organism: Choloepus didactylus (southern two-toed sloth)
Lineage: Eukaryota; Metazoa; Chordata; Mammalia; Pilosa; Megalonychidae
Product: ectonucleotide pyrophosphatase/phosphodiesterase family member 7-like
Exons: 6
Coding region: 1-1548 (515 amino acids)
Source: RefSeq, a predicted model, not a curated record